CAAAUUUAAUGUGUGUAUAUUGAGGGUUGGAAUGUGCCAAAUUGGUGGGAUUGUAGGCAUUUCCAUGUUUGUCUAUUCAUGGCUCACUGUGGAGAGCACAAAUUGUUACAAGUUAUUUGACUGCUUUUUUGGGAGGAGAAAAGGAAGAAUGCAGUGAAUGUUCAGGCUAAUCUAGUCUAAAUCACUUAUUCAGUCUUUUAGCAACAGCUCAAAGAUGGAUUGUGUUGCCCUGGGCAGAAGCACCAAGCAUGCAUGUUUUAUUUGAUGCACUGGGCCAUGUUCUCUGCUGAUCUUGCUUAGGUUUCUGAGAAGAAAUAGAAGUCUGUGAGUUCCAGUUUAGUAAUGCAAAUUAGUUCUUGGUCAGAAAAGGAAAUCCUUUAGAUUCUUAAAUAAAAUGAUUGUUCAUGGUAACUGCCUUAAAGUGUGUUCUGUUGGGCUGGAGAGCUCCUAUAGGGGUCAAGAAAAAUGUUUUAAGUGGUAGGGUAUGCACAUGUACAAGUUUAAUCUGCUAACCAAGGGACAGCAUGGUGUCAUGCUAGUUUGCACAACAGAUUAUAGUAGCAGGAUGCAGCAGAGAUUGGGAUUGGAUUCUACAGCACAGUAGGUCUUGUUUCACUUACCUCCCAUGGGCAAAUAAGUCAGUCUUCAGGCCUCAGUACCCCAUCUAUAACGGGGAUAAUAACACUUCCCUACCUCACAGGGAUGUCAAGGGGAUAAAUAAUGGAGCUGGGCAGGAAAGUUUGUUUGACAGGUAAACACAUUUUCUCAUACUGAAUUUAGAUGACUCUCAAACUUUUGCAAAACCAAAAAUCCAACAACAAAAAUAUCUUUAGGGUGCUCAAAAUAAUUAGAAAAAUUGAAAAAUUAAUUUUUUUUUCAAUAACUGAUUUGAAAAAUUCAUACAGCUUUAUCCUUUCCUGCAAAAAGUUUCAGUUUUGACCAAUCAGAAUUUUUUGACAAAUCAAGCAAAUCCCAACUGGAUGUAACAGAUACUUUAAAGAUCAUUAGAGAGUCUGACACUCUGUCACUGUCAAUGGGAGCAUAGAUCUAGUCCAGUACCCACUACCCAAACUUUGGGAAGGCAGUUUACAAAGAUAAUAUAGUAUCUCCAUUCUACAGAUGGGGUAAAAUGGAGACACAAAAAAGCAAGUGAUUGGCAGAAUCACGAACAGAUCAGCCCUUAAAAUGUUCUGCCUCACAUGACGCAAGAUUAAGUUCCUUAUGGUGAUCUGUUAUGUUCUGCUUGAUGAAGUCACAGUAUAUAGUAUGAUAAGAAGGAAAAGGCAUAAUGACAUCACAUAUAGUUCUAAUGCAGUACUGGUGAGCAGUGAUGUCUCAGUUUACUAAGAUAUGAAGGGAAGCCACACCGAUUUACCUUCUUGAAUAAGUUGCUAUGGAAAAUUUGGUCUCGCAAAGUUUUAGGAAAGAAAAUUUUAAAAACCCAUCCAACUAAUCAGAAGUGUAGUAAAUGAGGCUUUAAUAUGGCUUACUACCAAGGUCUUUAUAAAGUAAUGUAGUGCAGGGAUAAGAUGCAGUAUCUGUGAGUGUGGCUUCUGUUGUGUCUUCAGAGAAGAGACAUUGUUAGGGGGUAGUUUAUUACCUUACUGUGCGCUCUUCUGGUUUUCUUUAUUUCUUCCUCUUUUCCACACUCUACCAAUUCUGCCUGUUUGGACUGACUGGAUUGUUUUGUAGCAACAAUGCCACCAAAAAGAAGAAAAUCCCCAGAGAGGCCCUGGCAGCAGAAGUCCAGUGUUCGUUACAUUAGAUCACAUAUAGGAGGUUUAGGAGAGGAAACUGCAGGCUUUGAAUCACAAGCCCCUUCACACAAGGUUCAUUUCAUGCCAGAUCUACAUUCAAGGAAAUCUGCUUCUGAAUGUGGUGACUGUCCUAGAAUCUCUCUGUGGACUUUGUUAAAUGCUAUUAAGACCAUGGAAGAAAGAUUGGAGGGUAAAAUAGACAUCCUUGCACCAAGGCUAUUGAAAACUGAAUGGUCUACAGAACUUAGUGAAGAUUUCAUGAGGGCACAGGCCAUCCUUGAACACAAAGAAGAAGAAGUUUGUAUGGCAAUCAAGUCCCAUGAUGAGGCAUUACGAGAGACUCAGAAAAUUAAGGGGCACAUAGAAGCCAUCAAAGAGAGGGAGAAGCAAAAGAUGGCAAAGUUACAGCACCAACUACAGGAGGCAAAGGAGGAUAACAAUAAGGUGACAGCUGUGCUGGAGAAUGUGCUGGUUUCUCACAGCAGGAUGCAGGCAGCUCUGGAGAAAGUCCAAACUGAGCUGGGGUGCAAGGAUUCUGAGAUCACAGGGCUCAGAAAAGACCGGACCCAGAGCCAACAAAAAAUCCAGAGGCUAGAGGCAGAAUUGGAACAGUGCCAAGCCAAACUGCUUGUCAUAGACUCUCAGCACAAUAGUCAGGUGGAUCCACUUUGUAAAGCACUAGAUGUCGCUAGAGCGGAUAACAAGAAACUUGCUUUGAGUUUGGAACAAGCUCUGCAGGCCAAUAGUACCCUGCAGAGCAAGCUGAUACAUACUCGGGAAGAACUGGACAGAAAAGAAAUUGAGCAUCAGCAAUUGAUGGCCUGCAGGGAGCAGCUUAUUGAAGAAGCCAAGAUGGAAGAAAAGGUGUAUACUGAACGCUUGGAGGCCCUGAAGAAGCAGUUUCAGACUGAGCGAGAGGCUACAAGGAAAGCAAAUUACAGGGAAUCUGCUGAGCUAAAGAAAGCCCUUGAAGAGGCUUCUUCCAAGUCUGCUGAAGUGUCCCGAGCUAAUAGGGAGCUGCGGCAGAAAGUAAUGGAAUUGGAAAAGUCAUUGGUCAAUUACAAGGGGAAGCUAAAGAGCCAAAUGUCUCAAAUCAGACAAUACAUGACCUCCAAGGCUAACAACAUCCAGAACACACAGAAGAUAAAGGAGAUUGAAUCUGAGCUGAAGCAAAUGGAGCUGAUCAAGGAGCAGUAUCAGAAGAAAAACUAUGAGCAGGCACUAAGCAUCCAGAAAUUCAUGACCGAGUUAACAAGUCUUCAGAGUGAUAUGCAGACCUUGGCCAAAAAUCAGCAUGAAGUGGCGACACAGAACAGGCAGCUGGAGACGCAGCUGGAAAUGGAGCAGAAAGUGCGGCAGCAACUAGAGAACCAGUGUCAGAAGCUAGAAGAUACAGUCAAACACUUGAAGAAAUGCAAAGAGGAAACUGAGCAGAAACUGAAAGAAGCCAGUGUAGAAUCAGAACAGAUCACUGCUAACCUGGAGGAAGCUCACCGCUGGUUCAAAUCUAAGUUUGACAGCCUGCAGCUAGAGCUAAUGAAAAACAAACAGCAGAAUAUUCCCAGUGAAGGGAACUAUGGCAAAGAGAUGGAAAAGGAAAAGACUGUGAAACUCCCUACCCAAGCCUCUGUGAAUCGCUGGGAGACAAAACAGCAGCUCAAAUUCAUCUCCAGGAAGUACCAGGCUGAGCUAGACAGGAAGUGAUGUCAUGUAACCCAGGAGAUUCUAAGUGCCAUACCACCCUGCACCUGUGAGUGCCACAGUUCAGAUCAGAUCUUCACAUGCUGGAAAAACUAAGAUUGAAGCAUCUUGAUCUAUAGGUAUCUGCAUAUUUCAGAAGAUUUCUGAGUGGGUGUAAGCUGAGAUCCUAUAUGUACUGGAUCUACUCUGUAUCAAAGAGGAAGACCCUCCAAAUAAAAUUAACAUUUUCUGGCUGGCUGAUGGGAGAUCAGUGCAGACAGGUUUUAUGUACUCCAGUUCACCUUA
Messenger RNA from Pelodiscus sinensis (Chinese soft-shelled turtle), 3743 nucleotides. NCBI's taxonomy places the organism in Eukaryota, Metazoa, Chordata, Testudines, Trionychidae. The record is from RefSeq and is a predicted model, not a curated record.